Naumovozyma dairenensis CBS 421 is the source of this 3276-nucleotide messenger RNA. It is a transcript of the gene MRC1, whose product is annotated as chromatin-modulating protein MRC1. Gene Ontology annotation, biological process: mitotic DNA replication checkpoint signaling; activation of protein kinase activity; mitotic G2 DNA damage checkpoint signaling. The record is from RefSeq and is a predicted model, not a curated record. NCBI's taxonomy places the organism in Eukaryota, Fungi, Ascomycota, Saccharomycetes, Saccharomycetales, Saccharomycetaceae. The transcript has a single exon. Gene Ontology annotation, molecular function: anaphase-promoting complex binding. The coding region runs from base 1 to 3276 and encodes 1091 amino acids.
AUGGACUCAUUAAUCGAUGAUUUGAAACCAGUAACGAAAGUAAGGAAAACAACCUACAAUAAAAAAUCAUUGGAUCCAUCCAUUGAAGAGCAAGAAGAGGACGGUAUUCUUACUGAUGUUACCAGUGGUGGAAAUGUAACACCAACUAUUCUUGGAACAGGAUUCCUAUUUAAGAAUUCAACAAUUGAUAAAGUUAGGGCUAGGUUAUCAGGAAAGAAUUACAUCGAACAAGAAAAGACACCACUAGCAUCAAGUGAACAAGAGACUCAAAUAAUAACAAAUCUGUAUACAAAUGGUGAAGAUUUGGAAAAAGAUCUUAUAAAACACAUUCCUGUAAGUCAAACACAGCCAAUUACUAAUACUGGUGAAAGAACUCAACUAGAACAAGAAAUUAAAGUUACAAUAGAUAAUGAUUCGAAUGAGAUGCCCACUCAAGUUAUUGGAAGUACUGAAAGAGAUGAUGAGACAGCUGAAAGGACACAAAUCGGUGAGGUUGCAACACAAUUGAUACCGGGAGAUACAUAUGACAGAACGUCUACAAUGCAAAAAACACAAGAACAAUUGUUGAAGACACAAAGAAUACCGCAAAAUUCUCGAGAUAACCACAAUCAAACAAAUAUAAUCAAUGAAAGUUUUGGAUCGGUACCAUUCACCUUUACUCAAAAGAUAAAAAACUUUGAAACAAAUAUAACGAACGAGAAUGAUGAUUUCACAAAUGGGUCAAAAUCUCAGACUGUUUUGAUAUCCACUAAUGUAGACAAUGUUAGGGCAGAAUAUGUCGAUGCUUCUUCUUCUUUACUACAGGCCACCGCGAUAGCUGCAACAGUAAGAGAUGACGGACCCUCAUCAACUGCAUUAGUUGGGACUGUAGCAGAUGACAAACUUUCUUCAGGCUCCAAUUUGGCAAUACACAAAUUUCAAAAGGAACUAGAGGAGGAAGAACAGUUAGCUAAUAAUUCUAAAUACAAAGAAUACAAGGGAAUUUCAAAACCAAUUCUCACAAAUAUAGUUAAGUUUACUAAAGAUUCGUUCUUACAAGGAUUCGAUAAUUCCUCUUCAUCAUCAUCCGAGGAAGAAGGGGACAAAGUGAAAGAAACUAAAAGAAAUGGAAAAGAGAAUACGAGUUCAAAUUCAUACUCAACGAAGAACAACAAUUCAACAGCUUCAUCGGAUGGUACCACUAUAAAACCAAAAAUAAAAUCACCUAAGAAAUUCUCCAAAUUAAAUACCCUGAGUAGAUAUGAAAAUAAACUGAAAACUGUUUUAAAUUCCAAAAAUCAACUUCAAUUAGGUUCUGACGAUGAAAGUAGUGAUGAUACGGAAAAUAGUUUACCUGUUUCGAGAACUUCUAAAGCAACCAUAUUAACUAUAAAGGCUAGAUUAUCUAAACAAAAAUCAAAGAAAAACGUACAGAAAGAUGGUACAGUUAAUACGAACUUAAAUAAACUUUUCGAAAAUUUAAAAAAAUCUAGUAGGAAACAAAUUUUAGAAAAUCAAAGAGAACUUAUUGAAAAUAAAGGUCUAAAUUUUGAAGAUAUUGAAAUGGAGAAGGAAUUAGUGGAAAAUCUAUUAGAACAAGAAAUUAAAAGAAAUCAAAAAAUUAGACAACGUGAAAAAGAAAGGGAGGACAAAAAAAAUAAUGCCAAUGAUUCUGAUAGUGUAAAUGAUAGUGAUGUUGAAUUUGAUUUGAGUGCAAACGAGCAAGAAGAGCAAGAGUCUGAUGCCGAACUUUCGGAUGUAUCAAAACCUGAUAUUGAUGAGGAAGUUGUCUAUCAAAGGAGAAAUAUAGACGAAGAUGGAAUACAAGAUGAAGAUGUUCUUGAUAAUGUGGAUGCUGAUGAGGAAGAAGAAGAGGCUCCAUUACAAUUAUCAAAGCGUUCUAAUGGUGUAACAGCAAAGAUUAUAUCUGUAUCCGAAGAUGAUGAAGACACUAUUUCAAAAAGAAACGCCAUAGAUCUUGGAGCAUAUGGAGAUAAUUUGACAACUGCAAAUGUGAAAAGCCAAGAUGACGAUGAUCUUGAAGUUGACGACGACAAAAAUGAAAAUCUAGAUACUCAACCGCUCGAAUUAACAGAACAAGAACGUAUUGAUAUAAUUGAAGCGGAGAAGACGAAAAUAAAAAUGCAACAGGAGAAAAUGAGACACAAAGAAAAAGAAAUGAUGAAGAAAGGUGUCACCAAGUUCUUUGAAAUGGAAGCAGAAGAAUCUGAAGAUGAAUGGCAUGGUAUUGGUGGUAUUGAUGGUGAAAUGUCAGAUGAAUAUGAUUCUGAUGUUGAAAAAAUGAUUGAUGAUUAUUCGAAGGCAAAUUUUGAUCCCAAUGAAAUCCGUGAAAUGCUUGCUGCAGAAAAUAAAGAAAUGGAUUUGAAUAUGAUCAAUAAGAUAUUAUAUGACAUUAAAAAUGGUGGAUUUAGGAAAAGGAAAAGAGGUGGAUUAGAAUUAGAAUUAAGUGAAGAUGAAGAUGAUGAUGCGUUAAGAGAAUAUCAUUUGAAAAGGAAAGAACUGAUGAGGAAGAGGAGAUUAGAACUUGGAGAUGAUGAAAAAAAAUUGGUUAAAAAUCCUAAAUCUAAGGCUUUUUUUGAAAGUAUGGUAGAGGAUAUUACCGAUGAUAAGAAUGCCUUUAAUGAUGAACCGUUAGGGGAAACUUCCACGCAAGAAAUCAAUAAUACACAAGACGAUAUGAAAGAAGAAGAUGCCGCGGUCGUUAAGGAAAAUGGAGAUAGUAAGAGGAUUAAAAAGAAAAAAACUAUAAUAUCAGAAGAAUUUGUUCAAAGGACUUUAUCAUUUUUGAAGAGUAGCAGAGAAGAUGAAGAGUUUGCAAUGAAUGAAAAUUUAGCCAAAGAACAACAUGGUACCAAAGUUGAAAAUCUAUUGUCAUUAAAGCAACAAAGUUCGAUCAAAGUGUUUCAAAGUCCUAGUAAUAACAGUUCCAAAGUUAUUAAAUUGGAUGAUAUAAAUAAUGAUGAUGAUGACGAUGAGGAUUCACCAAUUGCCUUGUUUAAAGUUCCAUCAAUUUUGAAAUCCUUCGGAUCUAAAACAGAUAUUAAUGAAAAGUUCCAAGAUGGUAAUAAGACCGUCACGAUAUCUAAAAGUUAUAGAACAGUUGGUAGUUCGAAAGCAUCCAUUACCUAUCUUGGUAAAUCUAGGAAAUUAAUGGCUCCAACGCAUAGUAAAAUGAAACCAUUAAGGUCUAGGGUAACCGAUAAUAAUAAGAUUACUAAAGGCGAACGAAAUAUUGGAUCACUUUUUUCAACUGGUGAUGAUAGUUUUGAAAAUUGA